AUCCGCAUUACGCGCCAGGCUCGCUGCCUGCUCUGCCUGAGCGGCGGUGCUCGGGAAGCUCAGCCCCGGAGCCAGGCACACCGCGAACUGACGCUCCGAGGCUGGACCGCGGGGCAGGAGCCGACCGGAGCGGGGCGGGGGGAACUUCCGCAAGGCGACCCUCACCGCGGCGUCCGGGCGCCAUCUCCGCCUCGACCCGGGGUAGUGAGGGGGGGCGGCCCCGGGAGCCCUGGGGGCGGUCGUGGGGGGGCUGUGCCGGUGACGUCGGGUUUGCAGCAGCCCCGAGCGGCAGCGGGCGGGCGAGCCCGCCGCCCGGUGCUGCGGCAGACGGCGGCGGAGCCGGGAGUCGUACCGGGGGAGCUCCGCCGAGGAGGGCUCCGGCGGCGCCAGGAUGUAGGCGCGGGGCGGCGGGGAGCUGCCGCCGGUGACGGGCUCGCCAUGAAGAAGCACUCGGCCAGGGUGGCCCCCCUCAGCGCUUGCAACAGCCCCGUCCUCACCCUCACCAAAGUGGAAGUUUCUGUCCAUACUGGAGGGGCCAUUCCUCUCAGACCAGUCAGUUGACUGCUUUCACUCUGUUUGUACACGAAAGCACAGUGUACUUUGAAGGCUGAUUUCCCUUCAUUAGGAAAGUAAAUAUUUCACUCCCUGCUCUGCAUCUUCCAGGGACACGGGAUGAGCGCUCCCGGGAGUCUCCAGCCCCAGCCGAAGCACAGAUGCAAGCCGGGGCGGAAGGCAGUGGAAGGGUGAACCGCUGUUGCUGGAAAUGCUCCGUGACGCAGCUCAAGAAGAUUGUCUGGGGUGUGGCUAUGGUCCUGGGUGUCUGCUCCUCUUGGUCAGGUUCAACCCAGCUAGCAAAACUGACCUUUAAGAAAUUCGAUGCACCCUUCACUCUAACGUGGUUUGCAACAAACUGGAACUUUUUAUUCUUUCCUUUAUAUUAUCUUGGACAUGUUUUUAAGUCAGCUGAAAAGCAGUCUCCGAAGCAAAGAUACAGGGAGUGCUGCCGAUUUUUUGGAGACAAUGGUUUGACUUUGAAGGUGUUUUUUACCAAAGCAGCACCCUUUGGUGUUCUUUGGACACUCACAAACUACCUUUACUUACAUGCAAUAAAGAAAAUAAACACUACGGAUGUCUCCGUGUUGUUCUGCUGCAACAAAGCUUUUGUGUUCUUGCUUUCAUGGAUCGUUCUGAGGGACAGGUUCAUGGGAGUGAGGAUUGUGGCUGCUAUAUUUGCCAUUGCAGGGAUAGUUAUGAUGACGUACGCUGAUGGGUUUCACAGCCACUCAGUUAUUGGGAUAGCCCUGGUGGUGGGCUCUGCCUCAAUGUCUGCUCUCUACAAGGUUUUAUUCAAACUUCUUUUGGGCAGUGCUAAAUUUGGAGAAGCUGCCUUAUUCCUGUCUGUGUUAGCCGUCUUCAACAUCCUCUUCGUUACCUGUAUUCCUGUCAUCCUUUAUUUUACCAAAGUGGAGUACUGGAGCUCUUUUGACAUCAUUCCUUGGGGAAACCUCUGUGGAUUUUCAAUUCUGUUAUUGACAUUCAAUAUUCUACUAAAUUUUGGGAUUGCUAUUACCUACCCCACCUUGAUUUCUCUUGGAAUUGUGCUGAGUGUCCCAGUGAAUGCAGUUGUUGAUCACUACACGAGUGAAAUUGUCUUCAACAGUGUCCGGGUGAUCGCCAUUAUCAUUAUUGGCCUGGGCUUUCUCCUGUUGCUCUUGCCAGAGGAGUGGGACGUCUGGGUAAUAAAGCUCCUCACGCGUCUCAAAGUCCGGAAGAAGGAAGAAAUCCCUGAAGGGAAUGGAGACAUUACUUCAGGACUGCCUAAUAAAAGCCGGAGAACUCGUCCCUCCAUGUCGUCCUUUGCUCAUUAAAUGCUCUUUUUAACAAAACUUUGUGGUUAACCUUAUCUAUGAUGAUGCAAAGGUCUUUUCUUGGAAAGAAGCACACCUGUCCAACAUGGUGUACAUACCUGUACAGUUUUGAUAUGAUCACCAUCUAAGGCAUUGAAUCUUGGCAUGUCCAGUUUGCUUGUACUUUUUUCACAUCAGACCUUUCACUUAAGUAGUACACUGAAAAAAAAACUGCAAACCAAGAACCUCUCUUCUCUUUUUAAAUGAAUGUAAUAUAUAGUCAAAAUAUAUUUGCAUAGGUUAUUUUAAAGAACGAUUUUCAUGAAAUGCAGGGCAGACAUUUUGAACAUUAGGUACUGAAUGAUGCAUUGCACACUGUGAUUUAAAGAAACAAAUGCUAUGCUACAUCACACCUUUAUUUUUGACCAGAGCUGUACUCUGAAAGUUGUCACGGAAAAUAAAAGGGAAACUUUCUGGGACUGGAAGAUGGGGGGAAGAGUGGAAGGAAGGAAAGAGGUUUGGAAAUCACUCUAUGUAGGUGAGCGCAUGUUGCACUGCAGUCAGGAGAAAAUUUAAGUGCUAAAAAUGUUUGCACUAAAGGACUAGAGAGAAAGCAGUCUAGAGCCCUAAUCUCCUUAUUCUGCACAUGACUGUAGUCCACGUAUAAAAUCAUGCAAGAGAAAUCCAGUGCCUUCUACAGAACUCUUGUCUUUAUCCACGCAGAACCAGGUCCUGCCAAGAGGCAUUUGCAAUGGCAGGGCUCAGGCUUGCAGCCCCGGGGGACCCCAAAUUCCCACCGACAUCAGGACGUGCGCUCCAUACACGCCGUGGCUUCUGUGGGAACACGUACGUUUGCGUGCAGCAGACCUGGUUCUUUACUCACUUGCACAGGUUUUACCCCUGUGUGAAGCUGCGUUUGGUUAACACCAGUGUAAGGAAGGGGAAGUCUUGGUCAUGUGUGGAACAAGCCAACCAAAAACGAUCAAAGGGGCUGGCAGGAGCGUGGUUGCUGAUGUACAGUCUGAGAGCACGGACUAAGGGGGUGAAUCACCAGUUGCUUUUACUCCAUAAUUGUGAGUGUUAAGAGUAAAAAUGUGAGAUAUUUACAUCAAAUGUAACACUUUUUAUGAAACUUGUAAGCACCAGGAUGUUUACUUACGCGAUUUUGGUUCGCCAUUAAAUUUCUAUCUGUGAUAGAUCACAUGCUAUGUAAAAAGUGGGGGGGGAAGGGUUAUAGUUUACUAUUUUUGAAGUUUACAUUGUUGCAUACAAAAUUAAAAGUGUUCUUUUGAACUGCUGCCAUACCCUAAGGGUCCCUGCUGCCACUGAGGUCCUCUUUGUCUCAGGCAGGGGUGGCAUCCACUUCAAAACAUUUUAGCAAAGCAACUUCAGAUUCCAUUAUCUGUUUGGCAAAGCUAAAUAAUAAAAGAUUUUAAACUCA
This is a messenger RNA of Pezoporus flaviventris, 3288 nucleotides long. RefSeq names its product solute carrier family 35 member F3 (gene SLC35F3). The transcript is spliced from 8 exons. Gene Ontology annotation, cellular component: membrane. Bases 714 to 1868 code for a protein of 384 amino acids. Gene Ontology annotation, biological process: thiamine transport. The record is from RefSeq and is a predicted model, not a curated record. Lineage: Eukaryota; Metazoa; Chordata; Aves; Psittaciformes; Psittacidae.